UAGAGGUUCAAUCUAUCUUAAAUCACACAACCAACCCUGACUAGUUCGAUAUGAUUGUAAAGUACCUGACUCUGCUGCUUGGAGCUGCCCUCUUAUGUGAAGGACGGGUUCCCCAACUGGAUCAACGGAUCAUUGGAGGUUUUCCUGUACCCAUAAAAAGAGUUCCUUGGCAAGUGUACCUAGAAGCGAGAAAAUCAAACUGUUCUGGUGAUGGAAAGUAUUGCGGUGGAUUGAUCUACAAGGAGGACAUAAUUUUAACAGCCGCCCAUUGCAUUGAAAAUGUUGCUGCGAAAGAUAUAUCAGUGUACUUUGGAUCGGAGAAAAGGGGAUUUGGUGAAUUGGUAAAUGUAUCUAAGGCAAUAAGCCACGAAGACUAUAAGGGAGAACUAUACAGCUUUGCCAACGAUAUAGCUGUGCUCAUCCUGAGUUCCCCCAUUCCUCUCGGCGAUAAUGCCAGCACCAUCAAGUUGGCUGAUGAAACACCUGAAGUAGGAGAGAAGGUACUUGCCACUGGCUGGGGACGAACGGUUGAAAAUGAUGCAAAUUCUGCCCCAACUACUUUGCUGGGGACUUUUGUUAGAGUCCAAAACCAGGACUUUUGCAGAGGAGUAUAUGGCCUUAGUUUCUAUUUUAUUACCGAUAGUAUGAUAUGUGCCAACGAAUUCGGAAAAGGAGCCUGCCAGGGUGACUCUGGAGGACCUUUGGUUAACUCUAAAAGCGAGCUUAUUGGCCUUGCUUCCUUUAACCUUGGCUGUGAUAAGCCAGACACUCCCGAUAUCUAUACUAAUGUUGUGGUGUUCAAGGACUGGAUCCUGGGUGCAGCUAAUAUUAUAGUUUAAUGCAUUGAAGUUAAAUAAAAAUGUGCAACCAAAAAAAGUUUA
Messenger RNA from Drosophila biarmipes, 881 nucleotides. Its product is annotated as trypsin alpha-like. NCBI's taxonomy places the organism in Eukaryota, Metazoa, Arthropoda, Insecta, Diptera, Drosophilidae. Bases 51 to 839 code for a protein of 262 amino acids. The transcript has a single exon. Gene Ontology annotation, molecular function: serine-type endopeptidase activity. The record is from RefSeq and is a predicted model, not a curated record. Gene Ontology annotation, biological process: proteolysis.